Molecule: messenger RNA, 1793 nt
Organism: Xiphophorus hellerii (green swordtail)
Lineage: Eukaryota; Metazoa; Chordata; Actinopteri; Cyprinodontiformes; Poeciliidae
Gene: tnfaip1
Product: tumor necrosis factor, alpha-induced protein 1 (endothelial)
Exons: 7
Coding region: 255-1235 (326 amino acids)
Biological process (GO): negative regulation of Rho protein signal transduction; protein homooligomerization; protein ubiquitination
Cellular component (GO): Cul3-RING ubiquitin ligase complex
Molecular function (GO): ubiquitin-protein transferase activity; protein binding
Source: RefSeq, a predicted model, not a curated record
AUACGUUGCGUUCUAGUCGCCAUUAAAAAUAACAACAGAAGAAGUCGAAGGCAUUACAUCUACGGAAUUUUGACGUCUUAAAACCUGAAAACCGUAAAAAUAACCCAAAGUGUACGGAAAGUACCAGAAGACUGUGUGUUUCAGGAAUGGUCUGAAGCAAUUGAGAGGUUGAGGCAGCCUCGUCAAUAGCUGUCACCACGGCGGGGGACCUACGAACCUCCGUCUGCAAGGUGGUCAUCUACCUCCAGAGGAACAUGUCUGGGGAGCGCUGCCCACCACAGAAACAUAGCCAGGAUGAUCCCACCUCUCCACAUCCCCUUGUGUUUUGUCCCAAGACCAAAACCUGUGGUUACCGGGGAGCAGUGACUCUGGGCAACAAGUAUGUUCGACUCAAUGUUGGAGGAAUACUCUUUUUCACCCCGCUGCAGGUGCUCACCAGCCAGAACUCCCUGCUGGGAGCCAUGUUCGGUGGAAAAACGGAAGUCUUCACUGAUAAGGAAGGUUGGGUCCUGAUCGACCGGAGCGGAAAACACUUCAACAGUAUCCUGAAUUAUCUGCGUGAUGGUACUGUCACCUUACCCAAAGGUCGUCAGGCUGUCCAGGAGCUGCUGGCUGAGGCAAAGUACUACCUCAUCCAGGGCCUUGUAGAGCUCUGUCAAAAUACUCUGCAGGGCAAUAAAGAGCAACCUAUGUGUGUUAUACCUGUAAUUACUUCCUGUAAAGAAGAGGAGCAGCUCGUCCAGUCAUCCUCAAAGCCUGUAGUGAAGCUGUUGUACAACAGAAGCAACAACAAGUACUCCUAUACCAGCAACUCGGACGAUAACCUGCUGAAGAACAUCGAGCUGUUUGACAGGCUGUCCCUCAGCUUCAACAGCCGUGUCCUCUUCUUUAAAGACGUGAUCGGAGACGAGAUCUGCUGCUGGUCCUUCUAUGGUCAGGGUCGCAAGCUGGCAGAAGUCUGCUGCACCUCCAUCGUCUACGCCACAGAGAAGAAGCAGACCAAGGUGGAGUUCCCUGAAGCUCGCAUCUAUGAGGAGACUCUGAACACGUUACUUUAUGAGACCUUGCCACUGCCAGACAACUCCCUACUGGAGGCCACCCGGCGAAGCUACAAUAACUGUGGUUCUCUAAGCGAGGAAGAGGAGGGGCCCGGGGGGACGGAGCUACGCGAGCGUGUCCGCAGAAUCCACAUCAAGCGGUACAGCACGUAUGAUGACCGUCCACUGGGACACUGAGACUCAAAACCCACCGUGCUGCUACUUUUAUUCCAGCAUUACAGUUGGUCCUUAGUUCCUCGAUGAGAUGACGAGCAGGUUGUGAGCUCGACGUAACUGCUUCCUCAUGUCAACUUCUGCACUUUGUCCUUCAUUAUCAAAGACUCUACAGCAAUUACUCUAUAAUUUUUCAGACUAUGUCUUUAAUUUCAUGUAAAGGAUGAAAAAUCUCACUAUUAUGUAUUAUUGCACCCGUUACAUCAGCAGGAAAGCAUAUAUUUUAAAUGUAUUUUUUUAAACACAGUAACACAAUCAGUGGUGGUUUCUGAUAUGGGCAAUAUGGGCCACCGCACAGAGGAUCUGAAAGUCAAAUCCCCCAUCCCCCUCCCCACUCAUCAACAACUUCAUUGAGGGGCGGAACACAAAAGGCAGUUCGCCAAACAGAUUAGGACAGCCUCUGAGCAAAAUUAAACAUGUCCCAGUUGAUCUAGAACUGUUCCUGUGCCUUUAAUACACUGUAAUGCUGCUCAAGAUACUGCUUUAUACUUGUUAUGAAUAUUAAAACUCUUUUUUAUCUCA